AGCGGGCCUUGGCAUCCACGGCGUAACCUGAGCCUUCCGGGGCCGGCGCGCGCCGCAGGCAGCAGGUGAGUGAUGCUGGACAUGCACCUGGUGCCGCCUCCGGACUGAAGAUUUGAUGAAAUGCCUCUAUUAUGAUCCGGAGAUCCAUGGAGGAGAGCAAGCGGGCGAUACCUGAUCCCCAUCACUCCUGGAGAGCCCGAUUGCUGGAGCUUUUCAUAAUCUCCACAGCCAGACGCCUCUCUCGAAAGGCAGCUUCAGGGGCAGGAGCCAUGGGACGAGGGGGCCCAGCAGGGCUCAGAGAUGGGUAACAAGCAGACCAUCUUCACUCCGGAGCAGCUGGACGCCUAUCAGGAUGCAACGUUCUUCACACGGAAAGAAAUUCUCAGGUUGUUUGACAGGUACCGUGACCUGGCCCCUCAGCUGGUCCCGCUCGAUUACACGAAGAAGCCCAACGUGAAGCUCCCUUACGAACUCAUUGGCAGCAUGCCUGAGCUGAAGGACAACCCCUUCCGGCAGCGCAUCGCUGAGGUCUUCUCCGAGGAUGGGGAGGGCAACAUGACCUUAGACGACUUCCUGGAUAUGUUCUCGGUGAUGAGUGAAAUGGCUCCUCGGGACCUCAAGGCUUAUUACGCCUUCAAAAUCUACGAUUUCAACGAUGACGACUACAUCUGCAAAUCCGACCUGGAGAAGACGGUGAACAAGCUGACCCGCAAAGAGUUGACCCCGGAGGAGGUGUCCCUGGUGUGCAACAAGGUGAUGGAGGAAGCCGACUUGGACAACGAUGGCAAGCUGUCCCUGGAAGACUUCCAGCACAUGAUCGUUCGAGCGCCUGACUUCCUCAGCACUUUUCAUAUCAGAAUCUGACCCAAACUCCAGAGACCCACCGAGAGCCGGAAACCCUCUUGCUUCUGCCGCCUCUUCC
Molecule: messenger RNA, 922 nt
Organism: Lacerta agilis (Sand lizard)
Lineage: Eukaryota; Metazoa; Chordata; Lepidosauria; Squamata; Lacertidae
Gene: CIB3
Product: calcium and integrin binding family member 3
Exons: 6
Coding region: 301-864 (187 amino acids)
Molecular function (GO): calcium ion binding
Source: RefSeq, a predicted model, not a curated record